Rotaria sordida is the source of this 2547-nucleotide messenger RNA. Lineage: Eukaryota; Metazoa; Rotifera; Eurotatoria; Philodinida; Philodinidae. The record is from the annotation of a GenBank genome assembly.
AUGAAUGAAAUUCGUCAAUUGUGUACUACAUCAUCAUCACCUGUUAAACACCUUGAUGAAAUUCUUGCACUUUUCCAUGCAUGUCCACCACAAUAUCUUCUUCCAUCACUUUCACUUAUUGGUCAAUCGAUAUCAUGUAUGUCUGUCGAACAAUUAGAUAUACAUAUUAUUAAUCAUCAACUAUUUUUUAUUAUUCGACAAUGGUCUGAACGUUUACUACAAUUAUGGUUAAUUAAUGGUACAUUGAAUGGUGAUGAACAUCGAGCUUUAUUUUAUACUCAUCAGCUAUUUAAACUUUUAUCAGAAUGGUUAAAUCAACAGGAUAAUUUAAUUAUUGAUAAUGAUAAUCAAGAAAUAACAAAACGUGUUAUAACAGAUUUAUUUAUUGAUGAAAAUUUUAUUAACACAUUAUGUCGAUCUAUUUCUCAAUUAAUAACAGAUGAAAAUGAUGAUCAACAUAGUUCAGCAACAAGUAAUAUAUCGGAUGAUGAAGAUCAUGUGUCACCAGACGAUAUUCAACUUCAAACUCAUACAUCAGAUGAUCAAGCUGAACAAGCUGAUGUUCUUGAUGUUUUAUUUCGAUGUGUUAAUUCUUUAAUUAUUCUAUUUAGUCAUCCAAUUUUAUUAAGUAAUAUAAUAGCAACUAAAAAUAUAACGUCAUGUCUUCUUGAUUGUCUUAAUUCACCUUUAUUUAUUCAACUUUCAACAAAAUUUUUACGACAAAAUUUAACAAGUGAAAAAAUUCAUAUUCGUUCAAUAUUUCUUUUAUUUACAUGUCUUGAUUAUUGUACAUUAUCAAUAACAAUAUCAACAUUAGAUUUAUUAUCAUCAAUACGUAAAAUUCUUCAUAUUUGGUGUGAAAUACCACAAAAUUCUAAUGAUGAUACAUCACCAUUAAUUGUACGUCUUAUUCGUCUUAUUUAUCGUUUAUCAUUAUCAAGUAAAGAUUCAAUUAUACGUGAAAAUCUUUGUGCUUUUCUUGUACCACAUUUUGAAACAUUAUGUUCAACAUCAAAUAUAAUUGAUGAUAUUGUUUCAUUACUUGUUACACUUUCAACAACAAUAACAGGCAAACGACAUUUACGUCGUUUAGGUUAUGUACAACAUAUUUUACAUGCAACAAAACGUCAUAGCAGUCUUUGGCAUCCAUUAUCAUUAUUAAUAAAUCAACGUGAUUUGUUUCAAUCAUCAUUAUUUAAAAGACUUGUACAUCUAUUAAUUCAACGAACAAUAAAUAUGUUUCAAUCAUUAGCAACAGCAUCAAAUGAUACAUCAUAUGAUUCCACAACACCAUCAUCAAGAAAUCAUGCUACUAUGGUUGCUAUUGAAUGGUUUAUUUUAUUACGUACAAGUUUUUUAUCAUUUACAAUGAUUGUUGAGGAAUUUAUUAAUUAUAGAAAAAAAGUUAAUGUUAUUAAUAUGUUAAUUGAUACAAUUUUAUCUUUACAACAAGAUGAUGAAAGUUUACCUAAAUUAAUUGAUGUUAUGAUUGAACUUCUGUGGACAUUUUCAUUAAGUAAAUCAACAAAUAUUCAUGAUAUUUUACAAAAACAUUUUGAUCUAUGUCAAUAUUUAAAAAAUAAUUUAAAUAAUUCUACAUCAAAUGUACGUUUUGCUUCGAAAGCUGUUCUUUCAACUUUAGAUUUAACCAAUAAAACUAUAAAUCGUACAUCAUUUAAUCGUCGUACAUCAGUUAUAACAAAUAAUUUAAUAUGUAUAUUUAAUUCUGAUAAAUCUCAUCAAGAAUUAUGUAUAACACUUCGUGAUCGUCUUCUAAUUGAACAACAAUAUUCAAUUGAACUUAUAACAACAUCAUCAUGUGAAUCAUUUGAUUCAUUAAUUCAACUUAUUAAUCGUUCAUCACUUUGUCUUUUUUGUGCAAGUACUCAAAUGAAAACCGAUAAUUUAACACAUUUUGUUCAUCGAUAUAUUUCUCUACAAUCAUAUACAAUUCCAAUAUUAACAAUUCUUAUUGAACAUGGAUGUGAACUUGAAGGAAGUUGGCUUGAACAUUUACCAAUGGUUGAUAUGCAAUCAAUUGUCAAUGAAAUUCGACGUCAUUUAGAUCAAAUCGAAGAUAAUGAUCUACGUUUACCAAGUCGAAUAAGUGAUGCAUCAACUAUUAGUCACACACGUAAUAUGACUCCAGAUGAAAUACGAAAUCAAUCACGUAACUUUAUGAAUCGUCCUGUACCAUAUUGGUCAUCAGAUGAUGUUACUGAAUGGUGUGAAGCAACACAAGGUAGUUUUGAUACUCUUCAACCAUUAGUUAUGCGUCUUAAUGGUUCAGCUCUUGUAAAUCUUGCUGAAAUUUUAUCAAUUGAUCCAGCAUCAAUGUAUCAUAGUUUAAAUGAUGAACUUCUUCAACGUACUGGUGCAAGUGUUCCACUUACAGAAUAUGUUUCAUUACGAAGUGAACUUCAACAUUUGCUUAUUCGAAAACAAGAUCAACGUAUGACAACAAGUACUACAAAUACUGAUGAUACAAAUAAGAGUGAUUAUCGAAAAAAACGUUGGAAAAAGAGUCGUCUUUGUACCAUACUCUAA